GUUAUUCUUAUGUGAAAGUAGUUGGUUGUCCAGCGUGUUCCUCCCAAAAACAAAACACGUGCUCGUACUGCAGUGGGCGCAGAGCAGCUGAUGGAACAAACAAGCCAGUUUACCAUAGCUUAAAAUAUUUUCGAAAGUAUAUAAGGUUUUCAGCUAUCACUAAAAUGUCGCAUCCAGUAUGUAGUUGUGCUGAACAAGUCAGAAAACUCACACAGCAGGCGCCAGUAAUGAGAAGAGAGAUAAAAAAUCUCAGACAGCAGAUGGAUGGAGCCAUACGAGCACAUAAGAAGCAGAUGUCAUCACUUCAGUCCAUGCUGACAGACUGUAAACACGAAGACAAAUUACAAUCAGUGAGCAAAAGCCCUAGUGAAAUCAAACUAUUAUUAGAGCAAGGACGUAUUCAGACGGUACCGAUUGGAUACAUCAGCUCAUGUUUUGCAGUCAAAAAUGGCACUCCACGACAACCCACCAUAUGCAGUUCUUCUCGGGCCACCUUGAAGAUUGAACCCUCAGUCUUCAAUAACCCUGAGCAUUCUUUAGUUGGCCUGGAACAAUACUCCCAUAUCUGGAUCAUUUUCCUCUUCCAUAAGAAUGGGCAAAUGAACUACAAAGCCAAAGUAAAGCCACCCCGUCUGAAUGGCCAGAGGGUGGGGGUGUACUCCACCCGUAGCCCCCACAGGCCUAAUGCUUUGGGACUGACCUUGGCUAAGCUAGAAGGAAUCACAGGUACCACAUAUUUACAAGACUGAGUGACCUCUGGGACAGCGGUUCUCAACCAGGUGGCUGGAACCCACUAGCAGG
Molecule: messenger RNA, 801 nt
Organism: Sinocyclocheilus grahami
Lineage: Eukaryota; Metazoa; Chordata; Actinopteri; Cypriniformes; Cyprinidae
Product: tRNA (adenine(37)-N6)-methyltransferase
Exons: 4
Coding region: 165-749 (194 amino acids)
Source: RefSeq, a predicted model, not a curated record